CUCGCUGAGCAGGAAUGGCUGUGCAAUGGUGCAGCGCGACGAGCCUGAACCGUUGGUGCCACCGCCUGGCGCCGCCGAUGCCGCUCCGGGCGUCGGCGUCGACCUGGUCGCCGUCCCUGCAGCCGAUGAGGAUCGGCUGCGCGUCCGUCCCCAGGGAGGUCGCCGUGGCCGCGGCGGCAGAGGCGGCUCUGCCGGAGGUUGAGGCGGACAUGGAGGAAGAAGGUGAAGUAGAGUGCGAGGACGGGUGCGGCGGCACGGGGUGGCUGCUCUGCGACUUCUGCAAAGGGAAGAAGAACAACGUCAAGUCCGAGAGCAGCCCCCGGAUCUACCGACGCUGCCCGACCUGCAAGGCCGCUGGGUACAUCCUGUGCCAGAGAUGCAGGGUCUACAGGUGCAUCACAUAUCCAGAGAGCAACGUCUCGUGAUCACCGGAGGCAGACACAACAAGCAAGAUCGAGCUGCAGACUUUGGAUGUGAUCAUCUGAUCGUUUUGCUGUUUCUUUUGUUUUUCUUUCAACUGUGUGGUGACUGCAAUGUCAAUGAAUGUUCUCGUAGCUUGGUCAUCAGGAAAACAUAUCUGAUCACCACAAACUUUGCAAUUUGCACAUGUAUCCAUGGAUCGAUUAGGUUACUGGGAAUAGAUCAUUUGCACACUCUGGUGAUACA
Molecule: messenger RNA, 666 nt
Organism: Lolium rigidum
Lineage: Eukaryota; Viridiplantae; Streptophyta; Magnoliopsida; Poales; Poaceae
Exons: 3
Coding region: 15-425 (136 amino acids)
Source: RefSeq, a predicted model, not a curated record